AGUUCACUCCGCGUCUGCGCUUGCUCACACAGCAUGGAUUCUGACCGGCCUGCUCUUCCCGGCUCGCCCUAUAAGGUGGAAGACGAGAAUCUAGCAGUUAGUCAGCAGCCCAGGCCCUCGGUCACAUGGAACCUAGGCUCUCCCAGUGCCUAUACGGCCGCUGCCCAGGUGACCACCAGUUCUGGCACCAGCCCGGCCUCGGCCUUCUUCUGGCGCAGUAGGCUGGGCAGCCACCCGGAGAUUCACCUGGGGUCCCAGCCAAAGAUCUGCUUCCUGCGGCCGCGGACUGCGCGGCCGCCUGUGCUCUUCAGCUUAAUGAAUUCCAGUGAAGCAGCGGUGAAAAAAUUUUUACCCAAGAGCCACUUAUCUCGGGUGAUUAUUCGUGACAACCUCAGUGCACAACGAAUCUAUGAGAUGGAGGUAAAAGCUUCUGACAAGACCAAGAAAAAGAUGGGCCACUUGUAUGACCACUUGAAAAAAAAAUUCAUGACUGACCAGCUCAGAAAGCUGGGGCGCUGGAGACGGGAAUCCAUGAAUAUUCGGCAGUACCUGGAUAGUAUCCGGAUGUACAAGGUCGAGUUAAAAACCCAGCUGAAGAAGAGCAGACGGCCACCCUAG
Messenger RNA from Sus scrofa (pig), 618 nucleotides. The record is from RefSeq and is a predicted model, not a curated record. Lineage: Eukaryota; Metazoa; Chordata; Mammalia; Artiodactyla; Suidae.